UCAGUACGACAUCUUAAAACGUUACACUGCAAAAACAACGUGACCUCCACACCAUUACCGAGCGGAUCCCGCAAAAUAAUCAAUCAGCCCAUUGACUGAAAUGGCAAUAGCGCAAUGGGAUUUUCCACUUUGAUGAUCUGUGAAGCAUCCCAACUCGUGAAAAUAAGGUUUGCUGCAUGUGUCGCUGGUCCGAUUACCGCUGCCAGCUCUACAUCCGCAUCAUACCGACAGCUUUGAAAUGUUACGACGACUCUUCACUCGGCGGCAUUCAAAUGAACUAUGGGAAGUUGGCAGGUUUGCGUUAUACCGUGUCAACAAAACGCAAGCGAUCGGGGCUUUGCCAGUCCAUUCCCCCUGUCUCCCCAGUCGCCUCAUAAGUACUGGGAGUCCACAGAAAAAGGAGACUGUCGAUUUAGACAAAUGGAAAUCCGUCAUGAAAUCCCAAUCACCAUCCGCUGAGCAAAAUGAUGCUGAGGAUGAUGAAACACGUGACGAGGAUGAAGUCCCACAAGGGAGUUCAAGUUUGGAGGCAGCUGGGGAGCUGGUUGCAAUGUGGCGGCUGGCUGGUAAACUGGUACCUCAAGAAAUCUCUGAUGAGGAGUUAAAGAUCUUUGCAGAGCUCACCACUAAGUCAGCUCGAAAAAAGUACCUCAAGUAUCUGGCAUUGAGGGAAAUCCAUAAAAGAGCACGCAAGGACAAGCAGCAACUGAAGAAAGCGGAGAGGGAAGCGUCGCUCGAGCAGAAGAGAGAUCAAAACACAGAUGGGGAUCAGAAAGAAGUGAGAAAUACUUUUCUACUCCAGUUCUGGGAUCGCAACAUGGACCGACUGCUGGCCUGGAGGAGCAUCCAGGCCAUGUUGUUUGACCAGCCUCUGGUCCUUGACAUGAGCUACGAGUCCAAUAUGUCCAGACGGGAGAUUGAAAACACAGUGUCCCAACUGAUGGAGGUGGAAGGAUGGAACAGACGUGCCAAGGAGCCUUACCAUCUCCAUUUUUGUAACCUACAACCAGACGGAGCCUACAUGAAGGAGUUCCUCAAGCGCUAUGGAGCUGAAACCUGGAACCGUCUGCUCAUCACCAACACAGAGGCUCACGCUGUUGACGUGUUUCCUCACGAUCGCCUUGUUUACCUCACCGCGGACUCCCCCAAUGUUCUCCGCACCUUCGACCACUCCAAAGUCUACAUCAUCGGCGCUAUCGUGGACCGGUCGAUUCUUUCCGGUUUGUCACUGGCCAACGCCAAGCGUCUGAAAUUGGCCACAGCCCGUUUACCGCUGGACGAGUUUCUCCACUGGGAGACGGGAGCCAAAAACCUGACCCUGGACCAGAUGAUACGCAUCAUGUUGAGCAUGAAAGAAACGGGGAACUGGCAGGAGGCGCUGGAAUUUGUACCCAAGAGGAAGCAUGUUGGCUUUAACCAGAACCAGCAACAAAUCACCAGUCAUGGACCAGGAGAGAAUGGGGACAGGUCUUCAAAACACAUGGGUCCGAAAAGUAAAAAGACAUUCAGAAGUGGGGAUCAAAGUGCUUUCAAGCACAAAGGAGAGUUUGGCUUCACUGGGAUGACCCGAGUGUCUGGAGCAUCUGGACCAGCUCCAACUAGAGUGCGGACAUCUCUUAAGAGUAACGUGGAAGGAAGACGUGAGAGAAAAAGCAGGACGUGGUGGGAUGAUGAUUGACGACGUGACAAAAACGACACAUUGUACCCAUCUGCAUUUGCGAGAAUUAAAUAAUGAGAUACCGUC
This is a messenger RNA of Hippocampus zosterae (dwarf seahorse), 1744 nucleotides long. RefSeq names its product tRNA methyltransferase 10C, mitochondrial RNase P subunit (gene trmt10c). Gene Ontology annotation, molecular function: tRNA binding. Gene Ontology annotation, cellular component: nucleoplasm; mitochondrion; nucleus. The coding region runs from base 239 to 1678 and encodes 479 amino acids. Gene Ontology annotation, biological process: positive regulation of mitochondrial translation; mitochondrial tRNA 5'-end processing. Lineage: Eukaryota; Metazoa; Chordata; Actinopteri; Syngnathiformes; Syngnathidae. The transcript has a single exon. The record is from RefSeq and is a predicted model, not a curated record.